Acanthaster planci (crown-of-thorns starfish) is the source of this 1366-nucleotide messenger RNA. RefSeq names its product cyclin dependent kinase 10 (gene cdk10). Gene Ontology annotation, cellular component: nucleus. Gene Ontology annotation, biological process: protein phosphorylation; regulation of mitotic cell cycle. Gene Ontology annotation, molecular function: ATP binding; cyclin-dependent protein serine/threonine kinase activity. The record is from RefSeq and is a predicted model, not a curated record. NCBI's taxonomy places the organism in Eukaryota, Metazoa, Echinodermata, Asteroidea, Valvatida, Acanthasteridae.
UACGCCGACACGAAAUUGCGUUUACAGAUGUGAGGCAUCAGCUGCCACCAACAUGCAAAAGCCCAGUUUGACCUCAUCGGAUCUGGAAGCUGGAGAGGCAGUGCCUGAAAAGGAGAAAAAAGUGACUCAUCUCGUAUCCAUCAAAACAGGGCAGGCGAUGACAAUACAAAACACAGACAGAGUAGAUUCAUACCAUGGAGCAGCACUGAACUGCAUCAUGCACCAUCCAGGAUUUGAUCCGGUCUGCCUUAACAGAUGGUUCCUUGACACUGCAUAUUUGCAGUAUAGGCAACAGUAUGGAGGACGAGGGCAGAAUGCAUCCCCCAACAAGAAGUACCGCCAUACUGCAUAUAGGCGGCUGACACGAUGGUGUUGGGGACACCUGGGACACAUGGUACGUGUUCCACUUUCAGCGCAGGGUUCUCUCCACGUACAAACUGAGCAUGUGCUCUUCGUCUCAUCAAGGAGACCUUUCCAUCUGAAGACAGUGUUUAUAUAGGAUUUAAUGAAGUUGAGUCGGACUAAUGUAAACCAACAUUUUAAAUGGGAUGUCAAGUUGUUUUUUUGACAUGGUCAAAACUUUAAAAACUGCGCGAGUGUAUGCGCACAUACACAAAAUACAUUUUGUAAAUUCAUAUGUGGCACAAAAAUGAAGAGAGCUUGUUACAUGUACUUGAAAUAUUGUUAGAAAGAUCACUAAAUUAAUCUAAAUAAGACAAAAUACAUCCCUGUUUAGUACGUAAGACAGACUUUACUUACUACCACACAUUUUGAUGUUAAACUUCUGGGGCCGUCACAUUUGUCAGAUCUAUACUUUCAUAUUACAUGUAUUCUCAUUUCAUAUUGUACAUGUAUUCUCACUUUGAUUCUGUGACUUGGAUUUUAUAUGCUCUGUGUACUGUAAAAACUACAUGUAUUCACUUAUCACCUUCCCAGUUUUAGAUAUUCUAUGCAAAUUUCUUUCGACAGUUUCAGGUUUUAACAGUGCUAAAAAGUAAAAAUACAGCAACCUGUUCAAAAAAAAUACAGAAAACUGAGUGUCAAUGUCGACUUUUGCAACUGCUUUGCAUAUUUUGUAUCAUAUGACUGUACACGUAUACAGUCAAACCCCAAUAAAAGCACUGCUUUCUAUCAUUAAAAGGGGAAGUGUAGGUUCUAAGUCUUCACUAUUGUUUUCCACUCCUGUUAAUACAUGUCCAUUGUACAGGGUUACAACAAUGUUAUUUUUUAAUUGUCAAGGACCUCUUUGUUAAGAAGUUUGGCUACUUUUCAAGGAUAUUAAAUUUUGAUAAGUACAUGUGUAAACCAACAGCAACAACUCCACUAAUUUAAAAGUAAUAAAAUCAGUUACGGUUGCCAUAGUUUA